Pollicipes pollicipes is the source of this 2213-nucleotide messenger RNA. RefSeq names its product galactosylgalactosylxylosylprotein 3-beta-glucuronosyltransferase P. Gene Ontology annotation, biological process: carbohydrate metabolic process; chondroitin sulfate proteoglycan biosynthetic process. Lineage: Eukaryota; Metazoa; Arthropoda; Thecostraca; Pollicipedomorpha; Pollicipedidae. Gene Ontology annotation, molecular function: galactosylgalactosylxylosylprotein 3-beta-glucuronosyltransferase activity. Gene Ontology annotation, cellular component: Golgi membrane. The transcript has 6 exons. The record is from RefSeq and is a predicted model, not a curated record. The coding region runs from base 520 to 1509 and encodes 329 amino acids.
CUGGCGCAGUCUGGCGCUGGUCCCGGAGGAGCGUGCGGCGACCGCGCGCGGCGUACAGGCUCCCAGCGCCGCCGGCUGGGAGAGCGUCAAGAGCGCAACCGAUAGCGUAAAGCGGAGCGUGCUGUGUGAGCUAUGCUGUGUGAGCUUUGCCCGCUGAGAUAAGUCUGGACUUAGCUCGGGUCAAAGUGCGUUCAGAGGGUUUUGCUGGGCUCGUGACGAGCUUAGUUCUACCUUAGCUGGAAGCUUGCUGAGCAGCAGCUUCAGCUGGCGUGCUAAAGCGUAGUCUCACUGCACUCAUCCUUCCAGCGCGGGCUUUCCGCUCGCUCCAGCUGGUCUGUGGGGCCUGCCUAUUGGGCUGGGCUGGUGACCGAACUCGCCCAUAGUUCGUUGCACCGAACUCGUCCAUAAUCUAUUCCGCGUUCGACUGUGACUGAAGUGAACAGCACGACCCCGAAGUCGCUAGCUCGUCGUGCGCACGUCAGGACCGAGCACCACGCUGUUCUCGACACCGGCUGGAAGAUGAAGUAUGCAGUACAGAAGCCCUCCUGGAGGCACGGAGAGGCCCGGAGGAAACUCCCAGUCCCGUUCAGCUGGCUCCGGUUUCUGCUGCUGCUGCUGUGCUCCUUGAUGCUGUUCCACCUGUUGGCGUUGCUGGUGUCGGCCUCCGGCGCCAGCUCCGGCGCCAGCUCCAGCGUGAGCUCCGGCGCCAGCUCCGGGGCCAGCCCCGGCGCCAGCUCCGGCGCCAGCUCCGGCACCGUUUACGUGGUGACGGCCACCUUCCCGCGGCCAGAGCAGGAGGCGGACCUGCUGCGGCUGGCGCAGACGCUCAUGCACGUGCCGUUUGUGCACUGGGUGGUCGUGGAGGACGCCAAGGUGAAGACGCAGACUGUGGUGGAGCUGCUGAGUAGGUGCGGCAUACGCUACGUCCACUUGCUGGGCAAGCUGCCGGAGGAGAUGCGGGCGCAGCCCCACUGGGGGCGCGUGCCUCGCGGGGUGUCGAACCGCAACACGGGCUUGCGCUGGGUGCGACAGCACGCCACCGACGGCGUGGUCUACUUUGCCGACGACGACAACACGUACGACAUCCGGUUGUUCCCCGAGCUGCAGCGCACGCGACGCGUGUCGGUUUUCCCAGUGGGCCUGGUGUCCCGGCAAGGCGUCAGUUCGCCAGUCGUCAAGGACGGCCGCGUGGUCGCCUUCUUCGACGGCUGGAUCGGCGGUCGCAAGUUCCCCAUGGACAUGGCUGGCUUCGCCGUCAGUGUGGACUGGCUGCGACAGAACCCUGAGGCGGAGAUGCCCUACAAGGCUGGGUACGAGGAGGAUGGGUUUCUGAAGGCUCUGAACAUUGGCAGGGAUGAGCUGGAACCCCUGGCUAACAACUGCUCGCAGAUUCUCGUGUGGCACACGCAGACUCAGAAGGUGGAGCCGUUUGAGCGGACAAACCUGGCUGACUUCGUCGACACCAACAUCGUAUACCUGACGAAACACCUGAUGCAGAAGACUAGGUGACGGACGCGGCCCCGGACCGAACGAGGGUGACGUCACACCUGCCGCCAUGUUGCUCCAGGCUAAACAAGGGUGACGUCACACCUGUCGCCAUGUACCUCCAGACCGAGAGCGAGUACAGUGUUCAUUUACCUAUGUCUUUACCUACACAGUGUUCUGCUAUUGGUUGUAACUGAUGGAAGUUGAGAAGGGCUCGUGAGCUGACAUGAUUUUAAGCUGUGGCGACUCGCGUGCUGAUGUGCUCACAUCGUUAGCGAACUUAAGGAGCCAGUGGCUAAUGUGCAGAAUAUCGGUUGAUACCUACUUGUUUGGCCCUGUUAUGGAGGUCAAAUUGUCGAACAUCGCAUUUGCGCCAAAUGCGUAUGCUCUUUGGCAAUGCACCAAUUGUUACUGGCAUUGUUACCUUUUUAGAAGCAUUGUUACGUUUUUCGAAGCAUUGUUGCGUUUUACAAGCAUGGUUGCGUUUUUAGAAGCAAUGUUGCAUUUUUAGUGUUACAGCACUUGCUCUUGUUAUGUCUGUGAAUGUUGGCCAAGUGGCACAUUUCUGUGAUCUACGAGUCUUAAGUCUGAACGAUAAAAUAUUAUUUCAAUCAUUGUCAUAAAUAGAUUUAGCAUUUCUCGGUAAAGGUAGAAUCAUUUGAUAUUUUGUCGAUAAGACAACGUUCCGAAGCAAACGAGAUGACAAUAAACUGAAACUGCACUGCAUA